CGAAAAGGAAAUCCACGUGGUGAUCCAAUUCCGGGAACUCGAGCACGCACUGCAGCUCACGCCGUGUAAGCGCCAUGCCGCCUUCCACACCCUCGACGUUCACCCACGUGCGGUAGACGCGCAGCAUGCGCUCUAGCCGCGGCAGCGCCAGCAGACCGUUCAGCUCGCGGGCAUGGUCCAGCGCCUCCAUGUGAGUGCGGAAUUCGAGAGUGAUGGUCAAGAUACUUGAAGCUUCAAGUGAAGCGUCGCAGUUGAGGUGAUGGUGAUUACUGCACUGAACCUCCAGUAUUACGCUAAGCGUUUAUGCAAGGUGCGGUUUUCUCAUGCUGGAACCUAUGCAAUGACGACUCGGGCUCCUAGCGCUCGACGCGUACAAUGCCGCUUGCCUUGUCUGGUAGUGCAUGUACCUACUUGUUCCUGCCGUCUUGUGGAUUGGCAGAGCUUGGUGUUUCAGUGUGAAGACAGUAAGCUGCACAUCCAUCUGUCUUGAACUCCCCAGCAAUAUAAUCUCGCUCGCCGCAUGUCAGAAGCGUGGUCGCAAACAUACUCAGAACACACAGGGCUGUCUCUCCAGAACCGUAAAAAACGAAAUUGACCGAAAAAAGAAGAAAGAAUUCACCACAGUGGCCCUGUAUACGGCACGCCAAAGCGAACUUCGAAUCACCGUCCAAAUCUGAAAACCCCCACAGCACAUUAGAGACAGCCUCCUCAUGCGCUCCUCGUCCUCUCCACGCGGCUCGCUGCGUCGCUUCUUCUCGCGUCGGCGUCGCCGCGUACCUCGCGGUGCAUCGGGCCGUACGACUCCCGUGACUGGAGCCGCCGCACAACGAUCGCUGGCUGCACGGACGCGGCUGCUGGACUCAUGGAGUCUACCAGAGCUCUUUGCGCUGCGAGAGCUCGUACACAUCGCCGUGAACAAGACCUUUAUUGCGCCAGAUGUGCAGCUCGAUCCUCCAGCUCUUCAACGCGCCGCUCGUGGCGACGAACCGAUGCGUGCAGGUACCAGCAGCUCCGCCAGCUCCAGCACGACAGCUACCUCCAGUAUCGAAGACCUCAAACGCCAGCAGCAGCUGCAGACACACGUGGACUCGGCUCUGGUGCGCAGCAAGCGCUUCUACUUCAGUCGACGCGCCGACACGAGGCUGCGGCUCAGUACGAGGAGACAGUUCGUGCGGCUCUUCCCGCUGCUGAGCCGCACGUCCAGAACAGCGCAGCGCGCGCUCUUCCGGGCCUUUGACGCCAAUGAUACGGGCAAAAUCGAAUUCGAUGAGCUGUGUGAGAUGCUGGCUAGAGUGAAGCGGGUCAGGAGCUCAUCAGUACGAGACAUGGCAGAGCUGGCCUUCACCUGGUUCCAAGGAGACCAGAGCGAGGCUGUGUUGACCCAUACAGAUGCCAAGCUACUAGCAGUGGCAGUUAUGGAGCUUGGAGGUGACAACAAGGUACAGACAGAGCACGGAUACGACUUGGUGGCGUCUCUGAUGAAGUUGGUGCUGGGACGAGACCAGUAUCAAGUGACGAAACAGCAUUUCUGCCAGCAAAUGGACAGCGAACUAGGCGCACACGCACUGCAUGUGCUAUUGGCACCGUUUGGUGUAGUAAAAGCACUGCUGGAUGAGGAGACGAUUCUACAAGAAGUUGACAAUACGCGGUGGAAAGCAGGAGAUACGGCGUACGUUGUGUCUAGUAGCUGGUGGACGCAAUGGCGGAGAUACGUGCAACCUGAUCACUGCAAUCAUCAUUCUCAACAGAAUCCGACAAGAAGUAGCACUAACCAGCAUGAGCAGGAAGCAGGAGAGCAACAAGUGCAGGAACAGGAGAGAAAUGCUACGCAAGGACAGCACGUUGCGGAGUAUCAUCCUCGUCCUGGACCUAUCACCAACAGGGGUAUCUGUGCGAACGAACAGCUAGGAACGUUGCGACCAGGUCUUGUUGAAGACGAAGACUUCGUUCUAGUGUCCUCUGCUGUGUGGAAGCGGCUGGUACAAGUGUAUGGAGGUGGACCUGAAUUCCCACGACAGAUAGUGGAGGUCUCAUCAUCUGAUGAGCAACAGGAAAUGCCACCGAGAGAGGAAGACGGAAAGCCAAACGAAAGCACAGGUGUCGCGUUGGUCUUAAAGUUGGGAAAUCAACUCGAACAACGAGUUCAGGUGGACCUGUAUCCUGUGGUGUUACAAGUGCGUCUAGCACGACAUGACUCACGGCACGUCUAUCUUGUAUACUCCCGACGGUUUUUACUGCACCAUACUUCAUCUCUCAAAGAAAUUGUGCAUCGUAUGGGCAUCUUUCCCGGUGUAAACGCAAGAGAGGUAACAGUUUGGUUGCGUCGUCGCCGUCUUCAGUCGUGGGCGCGUUUAGAAUGCAGUCUAGAAGCCCCACACGCUACGCUUGAUGGGUUACAGAUUACAAGCGCUCAAGAACUGCUUGUGGAUUUCCGAGCUCUGGACAUUGAUGAAAACCCACAAAGCAUUGCUCAACAACGUCGACGGAGUAGCAUCGCCAGUUUGGCUCCUCGAACGCCGUUUACUGUGCCCAUGCUGCAACCCGUGGGGAAUGACUUUGUUUGCUGCCCACGUUCCAGCCUUGCAAAGUUUGCCAAGACAGGCGAUUGGAAGAUUCUGCGCGAGAGUAUGGCUGCCGAACGGGAAGCAGCUGCCAAUGCUUCUGCGGUCUCUGGACACGUCGGUCCUGGAGGAGUACUUAUUGGUUUCGCCAAGCACAUGGAAGCAGCAACAAGGACGUCUCGCGGAAGACUGAUUCAACACAACGGUCUACGAGCCACGGGACUCAUUAAUAUGGGCAACACAUGCUUUAUGAACAGCGCAUUACAGUGCUUUGUUCACUCGCCAAUAUUUCGCGAGUACUUCUUGUCGAACAGAUACGAAGCAGAAGUCAACAAAAAGAACCACCUCGGCAGUCGUGGUGCAAUUGCAGCAGCUUACGCGCAGCUACAGAGCUCUCUUUGGCGCGAGCGUGACCAAGGAUACUUACUCCCCGGUCGUUUUCGAGACGAUUUUACGCGUAUUCGUCGCCACUUUGAGGAAACGCGCCAAUAUGACGCACAUGAAUUCAUGGUAGCUCUUCUCGAUUGCCUACAUGAAGACCUGAAUCAAGGCUGUCCAAUGAUUGCAGCAUCUGCAGAUGAUGAAAUUCAAAACCAAAGCUCAAAAUGCUUGACCUUUGGUAGUUUUAACGGUGGUGGCGACCUGGAAAGCGUUGAUGGAGACCAGCAGGUUGACUAUGAUUCUGCAGAUUUAUCUUCAGAUGACGUUCAAGGCGAUGCAGCUUGGAGUGCUUACACAAGUGUAAACUCUUCUGUAGUAGUGGAUCUUUUCCACGGACAGAUGCGCAGUGAGACCGUGUGCGCUACUUGUGGCGAGCGCAAGUGUACAUUCGACCCGAAUCUGUUCUUCAGCUUGCCUAUUCCCGAGUCGAGUUUUGUUCGUGUCGAGGUGAGCGUGUUGUUACAAGCGCGAAAGCUCCCAGGUGGUGAUGACGAUGAAAACGACCCGGAAACAGCCCUGCAAAGCGUGCAGCAGGGAUUUUGGCUUCGUCGGGGAAGUAAUGUGGGAGAGUUAUGCGAUCGCAUCGCAGAAGUUCACAGCCGAGCUGGUGGGAACCGCUUUUUGCUAGUGGAAGUACGUCGGAAUCGGAUCAAACGAAUUGUUGAGGGAGACGAAGUUGUGGACAGACUGACAACGGCUGUACCUGGCUCGCUUUCUGCCUAUGAACGUGCUUGGACGCUUGCGGAGAUCCCUGUCGUUCCUGCUAGUAUACGCGAGUAUUUUGACAACGCUAACGUCGCUGAUGAGGCGAAGACGAUUGCAGCUGAGAAGAUCAGAAGCUUUUCCGAUCUUCGAGUGGGAUCACGUGUUGAUGCGAGGGAUAACCACAAUGACUGGCAUUCCGGUACGGUGAUUGACGUAGCUGGAGGCGAUGAUUCCGAGCAACCCCAUCGUGUCUGUGUUCAUUUCGAUGCGUUUAGCAGUAAGUGGAACAAGUGGUUUACAGCUCGCGACUGGAAGUCGAAACGUCUACAGCCGCUUGCAACUCGCACGUCGAAGUCGACUGAGGUAUUUGAGGUACAAGUUGUUCAUCGCUUUACUUCCCAGCCUUCGUCUGCUACGGCGUCGGAAUCCGGCCAGACAAGUGGUGACGAUCAUUCGUUCACUGGGAACCUUCCUAAUUCGCAGAAGCUGAGCACUUCGAGUUCCCACGAACGCCCGACGUUGAACGUGUUCGGUACGCCGCUAUUUGUCACGAUUGCAUCCGAUAAGACUGCUCAAGAUAUGCACCAGGCACUUUUCCUACAGACUGCUCGAUUUUGGCGAGAGUUUAACGGUGAUCCCGAGUCUACUGGCAACCACAGCGACUUGAACCAAACAAAACUACCGUAUGAAGUCCGCGUCGUGAACUUGGAAGACCUAACGAGUGAACGUGGCGAGCCAUUACCGACAGACUCAAGCGCGUUGCUGCAGCACUUUUCGACGCGAAGUGUGCUAGCACUGGACUGGUUUAAUGUUCACGACUACUCAAGUUGCGAAGAACGAGCGUCCGAUGACGUGCCUGAUGAAGUCGUCGAAGCCGCUAAAGCGGAUCCGGACUUGCGCGCUGAUCUUGAUGCUACUUUAUUAAAAGAAACAACAGAGGCAGAAGAGAAGGUGUCAGUGGUAGACGACGAUAGUCCACCGAUGUAUGCUGUCCCGCUGACCAAGUGCAUGGAUGCUCUAAUGCGCGAAGAAGCUAUUUCCCUGGAAGAUCACUGGGUCUGUGAGCGCUGUGGUGUUCCUCGUGAAGGCACUCGGUUAUCUGCAAUCUGGCGACUACCAGACUUGGUUAUGGUGCAGCUUAAGCGCUUCCAAUAUCUCGAGAACCAGCACAAGCAGAAGGUUCGCGCACUGGUUGACUUCCCGCUUAAAGGUCUGGACUUCUCAAAGUGGAUGGGUCAUCAGGAUGCAGGCUCGUCAGUGUAUGAUCUCUAUGCUGUGGCUAACCAUGUUGGAGGACUCACACGGGGUCAUUACACGGCGUAUUGCCGCUACGACGCUGACUUCCCGGAGAGCUCCGCGCUCUUAAAAACGAACGAAGAGAGUGGCGAUGUCCAGUGUCCCGAGCUCUGGUUCCGCUUCGACGACGAAAAAGUAUCUGAAAUCGCAGCGGGCGACGUGGUCACUGACGCCGCCUACGUCUUGUUUUAUAAGCGCCGCACCCUGUCACCUCACAAUGUACUUCGAUAUGCACUCUAGUAACUAUGAGAUAGAUAAGAAAAAAAAAAAAUACUUACAACAAUGAGUUUCAAAGGUGCAA
Phytophthora nicotianae INRA-310 is the source of this 5304-nucleotide messenger RNA. RefSeq lists its product as hypothetical. The transcript has a single exon. The record is from RefSeq and is a predicted model, not a curated record. NCBI's taxonomy places the organism in Eukaryota, Oomycota, Peronosporomycetes, Peronosporales, Peronosporaceae. Gene Ontology annotation, molecular function: cysteine-type deubiquitinase activity; calcium ion binding. Gene Ontology annotation, biological process: protein deubiquitination. Bases 711 to 5243 code for a protein of 1510 amino acids.